AUUCCCAGGAGAGUUUGAUUCGAAAGGUUUAUGAAAGAGCUGGCAUAGCGGAUCCAACCAAGACGGGGCUGUUUGAGUGCCAUGGGACGGGGACUAGUGCUGGGGAUCUAGCGGAGACCGAAGCCAUCUCCCGUGUCUUUGGGGACAAAGGGGUUCACAUUGGAGCUGUAAGUCAUGAAGAGUCUUCUAUAUACAGCCAUCUCGCGACUGACACCAGAACAGGUGAAACCAAACGUUGGACAUUCCGAAGGUGCCUCUGGUCUGACCAGUGUCAUCAAAAGUGUCCUUGCGCUGGAGCAUCGCGUGAUCCCCCCGAUUGCCCGCCUCCAAAACCGUCAUCCGGCCGGUAAGCUGAUAGCCCACUAUCAGGUCGUCCUCGUUACUGACCGUGCAAUCCCAGUUCCUCUGAACCUCCGCAUCGCGAAAGAGCUGACACCAUGGCCCGAAGACCGCGACGAGCGUGUGAGCGUGAACAGUUUUGGCAUAGGAGGCGCGAAUUCUCAUGUCAUCCUAGAGUCAGCGCGAUCCCAUCUACCGAGAGUGAAAGUCCCAACAGUAGGAAGAAGACACAUGUCUCCUUCUCUCGUGCCCGUCUCCGCGACAAGCGCGAAUUCACUCGCAGGACAGAUCCAACUCGUUAAGGAUUACUGCAAGUCUCGGACAGUUGCCGCUCAAGACCUUGCCCAUACGCUUGGGACCCGGCGUGACCAUCAUCAACAUCGUGCGUUCGCUCUGAUGACUGGGGAGAACAGCAUAUCAGAGCUUGCCGCUUUCGAAUCCGGGGCUGCCUCCACCAAGCCACCGAAGCAAUUGGUCUUUGUUUUCACUGGCCAAGGGGCUCAGUGGCCUGGGAUGGGAAAAGAGCUUAUGCCAGCGUUUGACGGUUUCCGGACAGAUAUUCGUCGGCUGGACAACGUUCUUCAAUCGCUGCCCAAUCCUCCCACUUGGAGCAUGGAGGGUACGUGCAGGAUUUCCACAGCUGCCAUCAUGACUCCCUUUCGUUUUCUAGCCUCUCUCUUCCCGCUUCUCCGCGGUCCUACCCUCUCACUGUCGUCCCUCGGUUUCUUCAGACUUGAUAUCAUAUUCUCGUGUCACAGAACUUCGCACUGACAGUCCCCAGACAAGAUAUGUGCCUUUGACGACGCGUCGUUGUUUGCACAGGCCGAGUUUGCCCAACCCCUUUGCGUCGCAAUCCAGAUCGGGUUGGUCAAUCUGCUUGGAUCAUGGGGCGUCAUUCCCACACUGGUGGUUGGUCAUUCCAGCGGCGAGAUUGCCGCUGCUUACGCUGCUCACUCGAUCACAGCCG
Molecule: messenger RNA, 1306 nt
Organism: Aspergillus campestris IBT 28561
Lineage: Eukaryota; Fungi; Ascomycota; Eurotiomycetes; Eurotiales; Aspergillaceae
Product: thiolase-like protein
Exons: 2
Coding region: 175-1110 (311 amino acids)
Biological process (GO): fatty acid biosynthetic process; secondary metabolite biosynthetic process
Molecular function (GO): fatty acid synthase activity
Source: RefSeq, a predicted model, not a curated record